Messenger RNA from Coregonus sp. 'balchen', 34801 nucleotides. The record is from the annotation of a GenBank genome assembly. Lineage: Eukaryota; Metazoa; Chordata; Actinopteri; Salmoniformes; Salmonidae.
AUGGUCAUUGAAGAGGUCAACAGCAUUCAGGAGAACCUGGACAUAGAGAGGACAUGCAGACAGAGUGUGGAAGCCCUGGCCUCCAAGGUGGGUCAGCCUAACGAGCAAUGAAGGAAUUAGCUCAUUGUAUGCUCCCAAUUCUUCCCGUGAAACAAAUAUUGCUCCUAAUUUCUAUGUAGACACCAUAAAUCUUUGUGCAAAAAAAUUUCUGUCCAAAAAUUGGUCCUGUAAUCCAGGGCACAGUUAUUUUGUGAAAUGCUUGCCAAAUGUUUAGGUCUGAUUCAGAGUGGGCAGAGUGAUUUCUCAGCCCGCUGAUGCUGGACUCAUCACUCUAAUCAUUACCCACACAAUUCUUUGGACAGAAGACUUCUGUUUCCACCUGGCAGUUCUGCCAGGGGUGGGAGAGAGCUUCUGUACAAUACCUCCUCCUCCUCCUCCUCCUCCUCCUCCUCCUCCUCCUCCUCCUCCUCCUCCUCCUCCCAACAAUCCAGUCCCAGCCAGGCAUGGUGGGCUACAUGCAGCUGUGCUUUCUACACAUAUGAAUGUUUUUGCUAUAAUAUUGUUUAUAAAAAAAUUAUGUUCUGGGAAAAACUCUGAUGGUGAUCAUUGCAUAAGGAUUAGUUGAUGUUAUUACAGUUGCUAUUGGGCAUCCAUAUGGCCAUCUAUGUAUAUGCAUAUUUUAUAACAUUUGAAAUGCUAUUUGAUUACAGUUUAUUAUUUUUUUGCUUUGGUGCAAUUUUCACAAGUACAGUAUGUGAUACAUUUUCACAACUCCUAGUACAAAACUCAAAACAGUUGUUUCAAAACUCUAAGCACAUUUUCAAUUGACUAAGUACAACACACAAAAUCAUACAGUCACUUUUUCACCAAACUUAAUCAGUGUUUCACAUUGCAAUACAUGUUCACAUAAAGUAAUUGCCUUGCACAAUGCAAUGAUCACAUUACUUUUGAUAUAAUGAUCUUCUCUUUUGUUCAAAUACAUUUUACUAUUACUUAAUCAGCGUGCUCUUAAUUGAUGAUCACAUAAACGUUUGGUAAACCUAUAGAUUUGACAUGUAUACUGGUUUGUCUACUAUAGAUUUUGACAACUACAUAAUGAAAAUGUAUAUCUGUAAAGUAUAAACAUAAAAAGUAUGAUACACUACAUUACCAAAAGUAUGUGGACACUUGCUUGUCGAACAUCUCAUUCCAAAACCAUGGGCAUUAAUAUGGAGUUGGUCCUCCCUUUGCUGCUAUAACAGCCUCCACUCUUCUGGGUAGGCUUUCCACUAGAUGUUGGAACAUUGCUGUGGGGGUUUGCUUCUAUUCAGCCACAAGAGCCUUAGUGAGGUCGGGAAUUGAUUUUGGGGCGAUUAGACCUGGCUCGCAGUCGGCAUUCCAAUUCAUCCCAAAGGUGUUAGAUGGAGUUGAGGUCAGGGCUCUGUGCAGGCCAGUCAAGUUCUUCCACACCGAUCUUGACAAACCAUUUCUGUAUGGACCUCGCUUUGUGCACAGAGGCAUUGUCAUGCUGAAACAGGAAAGGGCCUUCCCCAAACUGUUGCCUCAAAGUUGGAAGCACAGAAUCGUAUAGAUUGUCAUUGCAUGCUGUAGUGUUAAGAUUUCUCUUCACUAGAACUAAGGGGCCUAGCCCGAACCAUGAAAAACAGCCCCAGACCAUUAUUCCUCCUCCACCAAACUUUACAGUUGGCACUAUGCAUUCGGGCAGGUAGCGUUCUCCUGGCAUCCGCCAUACCCAGAUUUGUCCGUCGGACUGCCAAAUGGUGAAGCGUGAUUCAUCACUCCAGAGAACGCGUUUCCACUGCUCCAGAGUCCAAUGGUGGCGAGCUUUACACCCCUCCAGCCAACGCUUGGCAUUGCGCAUGGUGAUCUUAGGCUUGUGUGCGGCUCCCAACGAACAGUUCUUGUACUGACAUUGCUUCCAGAGGCAGUUUGGAACUCGGUAGUGAGUGUUGCAACCGAGGACAGACGAUUUUUACUCGGUGGUCCCGUUCUGUGAGCUUCUGUGGCCUACCACUUCGCGGCUGAGCCGUUGUUGCUCCUAAACAUUUCCACUUCACAAUAACAGCACUUACAGUUGACUGGGGCAGCUCUAGUAGGGCAGAAAUUUGACGAACUGACUUGUUGGAAAGGUGGCAUCCUAUGACGGUGCCACGUUGAAAGUCACUGAGCUGUUCAGUAAGGCCAUUCUACUGCCAAUGUUUGUCUAUGGAGAUUGCAUGGCGGCGUGCUCGAUUUAUACACCUGUCAGCAACAGGUGUGGCUGAAAUAGCCGAAUCCACUAAUUUGAAGGGAUGUCCACAUACUUUUGUACUGUAUACAGUGCAUUCGGAAAGUAUUCAGAUCCCUUGACUUUUUCCACAUUUUGUUACGUUACAGCUUUAUUCUAAAAUUGAUUAAAUUGUUUUUUUCCCCUCAUCAAUCUACACACAAUACCCCAUAAUGACAAAGCAAAAACAGGUUUUUAUACAUUUUUGCAAAUGUAUAAAAAAUGAAAUAUGGAAAUAUUACAUUUACAUAAGUGUUCAGACCCUUAACUCAGUACUUUGUUGAAGCACCUUUGGCAGCGAUUACAGCCUUGAGUCUUCUUGGGUAUGACACUACAAGCUUGGCACACCUGUAUUUGGGGAGUUUCUCCCAUUCUUCUCUGCAGAUCCUCUCAAGCUCUGUCAGGUUGGAUGGGGAGCGUCGCUGCACAGCUAUUUUCAAGUUUCUCCAGAGAUGUUCGAUCAGUUUCAAGUCCAGGCUCUGGCUGGGCCACUCAAAAACAUUCAGAGACUUGUCCCAAAGCCACUCCUGCGUUGUCCUGGCUGUGUGCUUAGGGUUGUUGUCCUGUUGGAAGGUGAACCUUCGCCCGAGUCUGAGGUCCUGAGGGCUCUGGAGCAGGUUUUCAUCAAGGAUCUCUCUGUACUUUGCUCCAUUCAUCUUUCCCUCAAUCCUGACUAGUCUCAAAUCAAAUCAAAUCAAAUUGUAUUGGUCACAUGCGCUGAAUACAACAGGUGUAAACCUUACAGUGAAAUGCUUACUUACAAGCCCUUAACCAACAAUGCCGUUUUAAGAAGAAGAAAAUAAGAGCAGCAGUAACAAUAACAAUAGCAAGGCUAUAUACAGGGGGUACCGGUACCGAGUUAAUGUGCGGGGCCACCGGUCUGUCGAGGUAAUUGGGGUAAUAUGUACAUGUAGGUAGAAUUAUUAAAUUGACUAUGCAUAGAUAAUAAACAGAGAGUAGCAGCAGCGUAAAAGAGGGGUGAGGGGGCAAUGCAAAUAGUCUGGGUAUUUCAUUAGAUGUUCAGGAGUCUUAUGGCUUGGGGGUAGAAGCUGUUUAGAAGCCUCUUGGACCUAGACUUGGCGCUCCGGUACCGCUUGCCGUGCGGUAGCAGAGAGAACAGUCUAUGACUAGGGUGGCUGGUGUCUUUGACAAUUUGUAGGGCCUUCCUCUGACACCACCUGGUAUAGAGGUCCUGGAUGGCAGGAUGCUUGGUCCCAGUGAUGUACUGGGCCGUAUGCACUACCCUCUGUAGUGCCUUGCGGUCGGAGGGCGAGCAGUUGCCAUACCAGGCAGUGAUGCAACCAGUCAGUAUGCUCUCGAUGGUGCAGCUGUAGAAACUUUUGAGGAUCUGAGGACCCAUGCCAAAUCUUUUCAGUCUCCUUAGGGGGAAUAGGUUUUGCCGUGCCGUCUUCACGACUGUCUUGGUGUGCUUGGACCAUGUUAGUUUGUUGGUGAUGUGGACACCAAGGAACUUGAAGCUCUCAACCUGCUCCACUACAGCUCCGUCGAUGAGAAUGGGGGCGUGCUCGGUCCUCUUCUUUGUUCUGUAGUCCACAAUCAUCUCCUUUGUCUUGGUCACGCUGAGGGAGAGGUUGUUGUCCUGGCACCACACGGCCAGGUCUCUGACCUCCUCCCUAUAGGCUGUCUCGUCGUUGUCGGUGAUCAGGCCUACCAUUGUUGUGUCAUCGGCAAACUUAAUGAUGGUGUUGGAGUCGUGCCUGGCCAUGCAGUCAUAAGUGAACAGUGAGUACAGGAUGGGUCUGAGCACGCACCCCUGAGGGGCCCUCGUGUUAAGGAUCAGCGUGGUGGAUGUGUUGUUACCUACCCUUACCACCUGGGGGUGGCCCGUCAGGAAGUCCAGGAUCCAGUUGCAGAGGGAGGUGUUUAGUCCCAGGGUCCUUAGCUUAGUGAUGAGCUUUGAGGGCACUAUGGUGUUGAACGCUGAGCUGUAGUCAAUGAAUAGCUUUCUCACAUAGGUGUUCCUUUUGUCCAGGUGUGAAAGGGCAGUGUGGAGCGCAAUAGAUCUGUGGAUCUGUGGAUCUGUUGCUGCGAUUUGCAAAUUGGAGUGGGUCUAGGGUUUCUGGGAUAAUGGUGUUGAUGUGAGCCAUGACCAGCCUUUCAAACACUUCAUUGCUACAGACAUGAGUGCUACGGGUCGGUAGUCAUUUAGGCAGGUUAGUGUUCUUGGGCACAGGGACUAUGGUGGUCUGCUUGAAACAUAUUGGUAUUACAGACUCAGACAGGGAGAAAAUGUCAGUGAAGACACUUUCCAGUUGGUCAACGCAUGUUCGGAGUACACGUCCUGGUAAUCCGUCUUGCCCUGCACCCUUGUGAAUGUUGACCUGUUUAAAGGUCUUACUCACAUCGGCUACGAAGAGCGUGAUCACACAGUCAUCCGGAACAGCUGAUGCUCUCAUGCAUGUUUCAGUGUUACUUGCCUCAAAGCGAGCAUAGACGUAAUUAGCUCAUCUGGGAGGGUCGUGUUGCUGGACAGCUUCCCUUUGUAGUCUGUAAUAGUUUGUAAGCCCUGCUACAUCCAGCGAGCGUCGGAGCCGGUGUAGUACGAUUAGAUCUUAGUCCUGUAUUGACGCUUUGCCUGUUUGAUGGUUCGUCGGAGGGCAUAGCGGGAUUUCUUAUAAGCUUCCGGGUUAGAGUCCCGCUCCUUGAAAGCGGCAGCUCUACCCUUUAGCUCAGUGCAGAUGUUGCCUGUAAUCCAUGGCUUCUGGUUGGGGUAUGUACGUACAGUCACUGUGGGGACGACGUCAUCGAUGCACUUAUUAACUAUACCUCAGCAUUCAAAACCAUAGUACCCUCCAAGCUCAUCAUUAAGCUCGAGGCCCUGGGUCUGAACCCCGCCCUGUGCAACUGGAUCCUAGACUUCCUGACAGGCCGCCCCCGGGUGGUGAAGGUAGGAAACAACAUCUCCACUUUGCUGAUCCUCAACACUGGGGCCCCACAAGGGUGCGUGCUCAGCCCCCUCCUGUACUCCCUGUUCACCCAAGAAUGUGUGGCCAAGCACACCUCCAACUCAAUCAUCAAGUUUGCAGACGACACAACAGUAGUAGACUUGAUUACCAACAAUGACGAGACCGUCUACAGGGAGGAGGUGAGGGCUCUGGGAGUGUGGUGCCAUGAAAAUAACCUCUCACUCAACAUCAACAAAACAAAGGAGAUGAUUGUGGACUUCAGGAAACAGCAGAGGGUGCACCCCCCUAUCCACAUCGACGGGACCGCAGUGGAGAAGGUGGAAAGCUUCAGGUUCCUUGGCGUACACAUCACCGACAAACUGAAAUGGUCCACCCACACAGACAGUGUGGUGAAGAAGGCGCAACAGAGCCUCUUCAACCUCAGGAGGCUGAAUAAAUUUGGCUUAGCACCUAAAACCCUCACAAACAUUUACAGAUGCACAAUUGAGAGCAUCCUGUCGGGCUGUACCACCGCCUGGUACGGCAACUGCACCACCCACAACCGCAGGGCUCUCCAGAGGGUGGUUCGGUCUGCCGAACGCAUUACCGGGGGCAAAUUACCCGCCCUCCAAGAUACAUACAGCACCUGAUGUCACAGGAAGGCCAAAAAGAUCAUCAAGGACAUCAACCACCCGAGCCACUGCCUGUUCACCCCGCUAUCAUCCAGAAGGCGAGGUCAGUACAGGUGCAUCAAAGCUGGGACCGAGAGAAUGAAAAACAGCUUCUAUCUCAAGGCCAUCAGACUGUUAAAUAGCCAUCACUAGCACAUUAGAGGCUGCUUCUGCCUAUUGAAAUCACUGUCCACUUUAAGAAAUGGAACACUAGUCACUUUAAUAAUGUUUACAUAUCUAGGACUACUCAUCUCAUAUGUAUAUACUGCAUUCUAUUCUAUAACAUUCUACUGUAUCUUAGUCCAUGCCGCUCUGUCAUUGCUUAUCCAUAUAUGUAUAUAUUCUUAAAUCCCAUUCCUUACUAGUUUUGUGUGUUUUGGGUAUAUGUUGUGAAAUUGUUAGCUAUUACUUGUUAGAUAUUACUGCACUGUCGGAGCUAGAAGCACAAGCAUUUCGCUACACCCGCUAUAACAUCUGCUAAACACGUGUAUGUGACAAAUACAAUUUGAUUUGAUUUGAUUUGAAGCCAGUAACUGAUGUGGUGUACUCCUCAAUGCCAUCGGAAGAAUCCCGGAACAUAUUCCAGUCUGUGCUAGCAAAACAGUCUUGUAGCUUAGCAUCUGCUUCAUCUGACCACUUUUUUAUUGACCGAGUCACUGGUGCUACCUGCUUUAGUUUUUGCUUGUAAGCAGGAGGAUAGAAUUAUGGUCAGAUCCAAAUGGAGGGCGAGGAAGAGCUUUGUACGCGUCUCUGUGUGUGGAUUAAAGGUGGUCUAGAGUUUUUUUCCCUUCUGCUUUCACAUUUAACAUGCUGGUAGAAAUGAGGGAAAACGGAUUUAAGUUUCCCUGCAUUAAAUUCCCCGGCCACUAGGCGUGCCACCUCUGGAUGAGCGUUUUCCUGUUUGCUUAUGGCCGUAUACAGUUCAUUGAGUGUGGUCUUAGUGCCAGCAUCGGUGGUAAAUAGACAUCUACAAAGAAUAUAGAUGAAAACUCUCUUGGUAGAUAGUGUGGUCUACAGCUUAUCAUGAGAUACUCUACCUCAGGCGAGCAAAACCUUGAGACUUCCUUAGAUAUCGUGCACCAGCUGUUGUUUACAAAUAUACAUAGACCGCCACCCCUUGUUUUACCAGAGGCUGCUGUUCUAUCCUGCCGAUACAGUGUAAAACCCGCCAGCUGUAUGUUAUUCAUGUCAUCGUUCAGCCACGACUCGGUGAAACAUAAGAUAUUACCGUUUUUAAUGUCCCGUUGGUAGGAUAUUCGUGCCUGUAGUUCGUCCACUUUAUUAUCAAGCGAUUGUAAGUUGGCCAAUAGUAUCGAUGGCAAAGGCAGAUUAGCCACUCGUCGCGGGCUCCUAACCAAGCACCCCGAUCUCCUACCGCGAUAUCUCAUUUUCUUUCUACUGUGAAUGACGGGAAUGAGGGUCCUGUCGGGUGUCUGGAGAAAAUCCCUCUCGUCCGACUCAUAAAAUAAAAAAAUGUCAUCCAGUUCAAGGUGAGUAAUUGCUGUUCUGAUGUCCAGAAGCUCUUUUCGGUCAUAAGAGACGGUAGCAGCAACAUUAUGUACAAAAUAAGUUACAGACAAUGCGAAAAAACACACAAAAUAGCACGAUUGGUUAAGAGUCUAUAAAACGGCAGCCAUCCCCUCCGGCGCCAUCAUUGCACUCCAGCGCCAUCAUCCCAGUCCCUGCCGCUGAAAAACAUCCCCACAGCAUGAUGCUACCACCACCAUGCUUUACUGUAGGGAUGGUGCCAGGUUCCCUCCAGACGUGACGCUUGGCAUUCAGACCAAAGAGUUCAAUCUUGAUUUCAUCAGACCAGAGAAUCUUGUUUCUCAUGGACUGAGUCUUUUAGAUGCCUUUUGGCAAACUCCAAGCGGGCUGUCAUGUGCCUUUUACUGAGGAGUGGCUUCCGUCUGGCCACUCUACCAUAAAGGCCUGAUUGGUGGAGUACUGCAGAGAUGGUUGUCCUUCUGGAAGGUUCUCCCAUCUCCACAGAGGAACUCUGGAGCUCUGUCAGAGUGACCAUCAGGUUUUUGGUCACCUCCCUGACCAAGGCCCUCCUCCCCCGAUUGCUCAGUUUGGCCGGGCGGCCAGCUCUAGGAAGAUUCUUGGUGGUUCCAAACAUCUUCCAUUUAAGAAUGAUGGAGGCCGCUGUGUUCUUGGGCACCUUCAAUGCUGCAGACAUGUUUUGGUACCCUUCCCCAGAUCUAUUCCUCGACGCAAUCCUGUCUCGGAGCUCUAGGGGACAAUUCCUUCGACCUCAUGGCUUGUUUUUUGCUCUGACAUGCAAUGUCAACUGUUGGACCUUAUAUAGACAGGUGUUUGCCUUUCCAAAUAUUGUCCAAUCAAUUGAAUUUACCACAGGUGGACUCCAAUCAAGUUGAAUAAACAUCUUAAGGAUUAUGAAUGGAAACAGGAUGCACCUGAGCUCAAUAUCGAGUCUCAUAGCAAAGGGUCUGAAUACUUAUGUAAAUAAGGUAUUUCUGUUUUUUAUUUUUAAUACAUUUGCAAAAAAAUCUAAAAAUCUUCUUUUGCUUUGUCAUUAUGGGGUAUUGUGUGUAGAUUGAUGAGGCAAAACAUUAUUUAAUCAAUUUUAGAGUAAGACUGUAAAGUAACAAAAUGUGGAAAAAGUCAAGGGGUCUGAAUACUUUCUGAAGGCACUGUAUAUAGUGUAUAUACUCAAAUGUACUACUAUGAUGAUGACUAUUAUGGUUUUACUUCACAGUAAGUUUUUUAACAUGUUAUAUUGCCAUGAUCAGAGUGCCUUCAGGAAGUAUUCAUACCCCUUGACUUAUUCCACAUUUUGUUGGGCUAGUGACUGAAUUCAAAAUGGAUUACAUUUAUUUUGUUUCUCACCCAUCUACACACAAUAGCCCAUAAUGACAAAGUAAAAACAUGUUUGUAGAACAUUUUGCAAAUUUAUUGAAAAUUAAAUACAGAUAUCUAAUUUACAUAAGUAUUCACACCCCUGAGUCAGUACAUGUUAGAAUCACCUUUGGCAGUGAUUACAGCUGUGAGUCUUUCUGGGUAAUUCUGUAAGAGGUUUGCACACCUGGAUUGCGCAAUAUUUGCCCAUUAUUCUUUUCAAAAUUCUUCAAGCUCUGUCCAAUUGGUUGUUGAUCAUUGCUAGACAACCAUUUUCAAGUGUUGCCAUAGAUUUUCAAGCAGAUUUAAGUCAAAACUGUAACUCGGCUACUCAGGAACAUUCACUGUCUCUUGGUAAGAAACUCCAGUGUUGAUUUGGCCUUGUGUUUUAGGUUAUUGUCCUGCUGAAAGGACAUGUCCCAGUGUCUGGUAGAAAGCAGAAUGAACCAGGUUUUCCUCUAGGAUUUUACCUGUGCUUAGCUCCAUUCCAUUUCUUUUUUAUCCUGAAAAGCUCCCCUGUCUUUAACGAUUACAAGCAGACCCAUAGCAUGAUGCAGCCACCACUCUGCUUGAAAAUACGGAGAGUGGUACUGAGUAAUUUACAUUUUAGUAAUUUAGCAGUGCAAUGAUUUCAAUCCAGACCUAUGUCAGGCUUGGAAUCGCAAUGCCAAAAAGUUUUUCCCAAGGUGCAUGAACAAUGAGGAUAUUUACUGCGAUUUCAAUGAGAACCUAUGCCCAAACGCUCAAGACAGGUUUGAUGCAAACUAGUGCUGCUAAACAUAAUGUUUCUUUCAUUUCUUUCAUUUGAUUACAUUGUGAAAGAUGUCUUCAAUGAUCACACCUUUGAUCACACAUGGGAUAGAGAUUAUGGUAAUGUGAUUUUUAGUACAUUUUAAUGGGUAGUGCUAGUGUGUUGCCUAAUGUGAAAACAGUGUAAUAUACUGUAAUUUACGGUAUUGUGGCAUACUACAUUCAAAGGGCAAUUUUGAAACAUUACAUUUACAUUUAAGUCAUUUAGCAGACGCUCUUAUCCAGAGCGACUUACAAAUGUAUCUUACAUUUUUUGCUAUUGGAUUAGCUGGUUGUUAAAAUAACUAAAUUGAGAAGAUAUCAAUAUGUUAUGUUUUGGUGAUUAAACUAAUGUACUCAUUAUACAGUAUUUCACAGUAAACUUCUAUUUUGGAUAAAUGAUUGUGUGGUGAAAGAUGUCUACAACCAAAAUGAAUGCACAAUGAAAGGCUUAGAAUGUAAGACUUGCUGCAGUGCAAUUGUUACCAGUUUGGAGUUUUGUACUAAGAGUUUAGAAAAUUCACCACAUACUUGUGAAAAUAGUAAAGAAUGUAGAACACAUGAUAACAAAUUAAUUGUUGUCGACGACAACCACCUGGAAAUAUUGUACUGUUGUCCGGGGGGAAAAGUGUUAAUGUCGCUUCCCUUUUUCUUGUAUUUGCGCAUUACUUUUGUGAAGUAACUAGAACACACUGUAAAACUUUUCCCUGUAAAUGUACAGCAUUAUACUGGCAGCUUAAGACACUAAUAUGAUGCAUCACGGCUGUUUCCCAACAAGUAAACAAUGGAAUCAGGCCGUUGCCCUAAUAUCAGUCAAGGUGGCUGUGUCAUUGGAAGAGGAAGUGUAAACUCUAACAUAGCCUAUUAGCUAGAAAGAUAACUUCAAACACAUUUUUGCUAAGAGUAGGUGUUCAACUGGUUAAACAAAGGUUAGCCAUGUGUUGGCAAAAAUGUCCAAGUCAAGAAAACUUACCAGCACUGGCCUCACUGGUAGCCUGUUCGCGGGUGUGUAAGUGUAAUUGGCUCCAAUUAAUGUCAUUUGCUCAAUAUUAGGUGUUAAGAAAAGAAGUUCACAUCAUUAGAAAUAAGAUAUUCUUCAGUUUUCUACUGUAGGUAUGUAAUAUUUUUGUAAUUUAUUCUGUAGUUGCUAGCGAUAUUCAUAACAAAAUUUAACAAAAAAUAAAAAAAGUAUUCUUCAAUAUUUUCAAUGACCCCUUGCAGGACCCGCAGUUGAAUACCCCUGACCUAGACAGUAUUUCCGAUAUGACUACAGCAGGGCGAGGUGUGAACAAUACGAGGAGGAUGUGUGAGGUGGUACACAUGUUAAUGGAAUACAAUGAGAUCCAACUAAUUCGUUAUUUUUGCAAUAAGGCAUUAGGAUAGUGUGUGGUAAAAAAAAAUCAUAAAUGCAAUAAUAGAAAAUGUAUUAAAUGUGUUUGAAUCCAACAAGUGUCAUUAUGAAGAUGACACAAAAUAUUUUGGGUGGUCUCACGUAAAAUUACAUUUUCUUGAGCCCAACGCUGGUAAUUUUGCCUGCCAACAGCACACAAGGAAAGCCGGAGAAAAACAAGUUCCAUAAAAAUCUUAAACUCUCCAACAUUUUAAAGUAAAAAGCAAUAAUAGCGGGAGCCUGCUAUUUGUCACCAGUCAAAUCAGAUGUUUUGUGUUGAUGUUUGAUCAAAGAAGAUGAGGGGGCUGUGACUUUGUAAUGGUGACCUCUGAAGCGCCGCGGAUAGCCUUCCUGCGAGCCGGCCUGAUUUCUCUGAGUAUGUAAUUUCAUACAUUCGCUCUCAUCAAUAGUAGAGUAUUAUCAAAGACUGUGAUUCUGUGUUAUGUAUUGUUGAUUGCAUUUUUAAAAGAUGCACUUUAAAGGGCAUCAUCAGAAAAUGGAAUUGCUGCAAUCUGCCCUGACUAGGAUGUCAUUAAUAAAUGCCUCUUAUAGCUCUGCUUUUUUCUUCUUGCCACACUUUCCGUCUGAAAUCACAUCAAGAAAUGUGCAUAAUUUUCAUCCAUCCUCUUGCCUUAGGCUUAAUUAUUCUUUACUUAGUAGUAGUAUGCCUAAUUGACACAUAUGGCUGUCUUGAUGAUAGAACUUAAGAAUUUGAAUGUUUCAUACUGGCAGUUCAAUAUGGAUGGCUUAGGCUGAACUGAUCAAAUUUCGUGGAAUUUGUAAAGAAAAGGGAUACAAAGUCCAACAUGCCAUAGGAAUGAGGGAUGUACUGUAAAAAUGCGUUUCAUAAAAUACUGUGAUUGUGUCUAAAAGCAGUGAUACAUUGUCGUCAGGCCUUUUCCCCUGGCUCUUUCUAAUGAGAUGGUUGAUUAUUCCUUGUGCAUCCCUCCCCGAUGCCACUUACAGGCACAGUGUGAUUGAAGGGACGAUGAAUGAGGAAAUCGGACCAACAUUUUAUCUGGCAUAUCUUGGCCACAUUUCCUAUUAUUUGUGCUUUCCCCCCAUCUGUAUUAUAUGAAAUGUUCUUGAGAUGCUGUCUGGAUAAAAAAAUAACCUAACAUUUGUUUUGUGUAAAUUUCUGCGUUUUGCCUUAUCUUUAGUGAAUUGCUUGCUUAUGGAAUAUGCUAUGAGCUGCAAGGACAGGUAGGCUGCACUCAAGCCACUACCAAGUGAAAUUCAAUCAGUGUUCAAACCUAUUUCAUGUGGUUCUGAGCAAUAGUACUAACCUAUAACAACCAGAACAUCAUGACACUUUACUAUAAUACAACUAUAAUAGUUUGACCAUAAUUGCAGCAGAUUUAUGUUUAUUGGGAUAAGUCUUGUCCUGGACUGGAGGCAGAACUGAGUGAUUUCCGCUAGAUGGGCCAGCUGCAAAAUCAAAAUUGCCUAUAUUGUCGAAGUUCAUGGAAACAAACAUCUGCUUUUUUGGUCUUAAAGGGGAAAUCUGCAGUUUGAACAAUAACGAACCCCACCACUAAUUUGGUAAACAGCUGAGGGAUGUGGCUGGAGAAAUGUAUCUACGCUCAUGGACAGCGCUAUGGAUACAGGGACUGACCAUCCAUGGUAUCAAAAUUAUAGUUUGAACCAUGUUUUGAGGCUAAACAUUGUUUUAAAGAAAACCCAUUUACAUUGUUUACAAACAAGGAGUAAAACUUGCUUAUAUUUGGGGUUCUAAUGGGGUAUACUAAGCUCAAUGGGUAUGUGUGUGUGUGUAUAUAUAUAUAUAUAUAUAUAUAUAUAUAUAUAUAUAUAUAUAUAUAUAUAUAUAUAUAUUAAUUUAAAAGACUAAAAUUGGAAGUAGCAACUGCAGAUUGCCCCUUUAAUUUAAGGUUAGGGUUAGGCAUUAGGGUUAGCAUUGUGGUUAAGGUUAGGGUUAGGGUUAGGUUUAAAAUCAGAUUUUAUGAAUUUGUGGUUGUGCCAGCUAGUGACCACUCUGCAGAGCUGCCUCCAGAACAAGAUUCAUUACGAAAAUCGCUAACCUGCAUAAUUGCAUGCUAAUGACAUACCAUCAAAAAGAGGAGAAAGACCAAUUAUAGUAAAUCCAAAGCACCAGGUUCUCUCUAUAUGAAAGCUCUGAAAGAGUUCAGUCAGCCUCUUCUGCAUCUGUUUUCAUAAGGUCAUAAGGUCAUCUAUUUCUCUCCCUCUCUCUCUUUCUUCCUCCAGUUGAACCGGCAGAACCGCUCCUUGAAGAGGAAGAGUAUGUUGUACCUGGCCCACCUGGGGCCGGAGACCAUUGCUGAGAUCAGCCUGAAGGAUGAAGAAGAGGAGGAGGAGGAGGAGAGUGGGGACACUCAGGUAGAAAAAGAGUGCUCCUCAGCCCACUGCCAGAGCACCAUCACAGGUACUGGAUGUCACCCUGCUGUCCCCUUUCCCACAUAUCCACAGCAGCUAUUCCAAAUAGUGUCCAUACCGCUUUUACUCGAAACACUGAUGCACUGAUAUUACACACAGAUUUCAGAUCUAUCACAGGUUGUCUUAGAUGGCAUUCCUGAUGAAUGGAAGAGAUCUCUUUUGUUGUUACUUAUUUGACCGAUAGACUAUUGGUAUUCUGUACGAUCUAGUACAUACAACAUGAUUGAUCAUUGAUUGCAAGAUUAAGUGCCUUGCAAAAGUAUUCAUCCCCCUUGGCGUUUUUCCUAUUUUGUUGCAUUACAACCUGUAAUUUAAAUAUAUUUUUUAUUUGGAUUUCAUGUAAUGGACAUACACAAAAUAGUCCAAAUUGGUGAAGUGAAAUUAAAAAAAUACAUUUUUUCAAAAAAUUCUAAAGAAUAAAUAACGGAAAAGUGGUGCGUGCAUUUGUAUUCACCCCUUUGCUAUGAAGCCCCUAAAUAAGAUCUGGUGCAACCAAUUACCUUCAGAAGUCACAUAAUUAGUUCAAUAAAGUCCACCUAUGUGCAAUCUAAGUGUCACAUGAUCUGUCACAUGAUCUCAGUAUAUAUACACCUGUUCUGAAAGGCCCCAGAGUCUGCAGCACCACUAAGCAAGGGGCACCACCAAGCAAGCGGCACCAUGAAGACCAAGGAGCUCUCCAAACAGGUCAGGGACAAAGUAGUGGAGAAGUACAGAUCAGGGUUGGGUUAUAAAGAAAUACCCGAAACUUUGAACAUCCCACAGAGCACCAUUAAAUCCAUUAUUAAAAAAUGGAAAGAAUAUGGCACCACAACAAACCUGCCAAGAGAGGGCCACCCACCAAAACUCACGGACCAGGCAAGGAGGGCAUUAAUCAGAGAGGCAAUAAAGAGACCAAAGAUAACCUUGAAGGAGCUGCAAAGCUCCACAGCGGAGAUUGGAGUAUCUGUCCAUAGGACCCCUUUAAGCCGUACACUCCAUAGAGCUGGGCUUUACGGAAGAGUGGCCAGAAAAAAGCCAUUGCUUAAAGAAAAAAAUAAGCAAACACAUUGUGUGUUCGCCAAAAGGCAUGUGGGAGACUCCCCAAACAUAUGGAAGAAGGUACUCUGGUCAGAUGAGACUAAAAUUGAGCUUUUUGGCCAUAAUGGAAAACGCUAUGGGGGGGGAAUAGUUAUGCACGCUCAAGUUUUCAGUUUUUUUGUCUUAUUUCUUGUUUGUUUCACAAUAAUAAAUAUUUUGCAUCUUCAAAGUGGUAGGCAUGUUGUGUAAAUCAAACGAUACAAACCCCCCAAAAAUCCAUUUUAAUUCCAGGUUGUAAGGCAACAAAAUAGGAAAAAUGUGAAGGGGGGUGAAUACUUUCGCAAGCCACUGUACUUAUUUUGAAUUUUCAUGGGCCAGAACUGAAGAAUAAAUUGGAGUUGACACUGGAGGAGAAAAAGCAAGCCGCCAUUGAUCAUGAGGCUACAAGAGAGGAAUUAAGGGACAUUAGGGAAGAAGUAAGUCUGAAUAUAGAUUUGGGAGUGGUUUAAAAAUACUAUUUGUUGCUAUUAGUUUGAAAGAAAAGCUGCACACUACUCUUGCUUGUAUCAUUUACUUUAUUUAAGCUUACAUGUCGGCCUCUUGGCCUUCUUCAGAGCUUUUUUUUGUUGCUAUUUGUUUCAAAAUCCAUCUCUGAAGUAGAACAUUUGUGUUGAUCCUCUCGGUGAAACAGAUUAAUCAUGCGCAAUGUCCUUAUGAUGUUGUCAUAGAGUAGGCCUAUGCACAUUCAUACAAUUAGGACAAAUAAUAAAUGGAGACCUAGAAUGAUUUCCAUCUCCAGUAUUCUAACAAUAGGGUCGCAAUUCAAUUAUUUGAGAAAUCAAUUAACAGCACAAUCAAAUUAACUCUCUUCUGUCUUUUUCUCUUCCUCUCUUCACUGUAGUUGCUGACAGAAAAACAUGAUAAUAUGGUUUUGAUUGCUGAGACAGUCCGACAAAAGAAGCUCUUGGCGAAAUACAACAGAGGUCAGAGAGUCUUCUCAACUGCAAUAUUUUCGCUUCCAACGCCACGGCUAGGCCAAAGAGACUAGUGUGACAUCCGUGGCCACCUUUCUGCAUGGCAGUUAAGGCGCCCUACUCUCUGUGGCUUUUUGUACAGCGCAACCUUGAGUGGGGUUACAUUUGACAGAAAGAAGAGUCAAGUGAAGCCUGAACCCCCUUACUGUGCUGUGAAUGCUGGGUGAUCCUUAGUGACUAGAGGCAUAUUUCUUACAGAAAUAUUCAUUUGGUCCUUGGCUGGCUUGCUUUUCAGGGGGCAUGUUGGUUGUGAAAAGUGAAUUCCCCCUCCACAUCUUGAGUUUCAAGGUUUUCCAUAACGUUUUAUACUGCCUGCUAAUUACAGAAUGUAUUAUUUUUCACAGUUUAAAUUUAUAUUUUAGGUUACCAGUUUGCAGUUAAGCUUUGUUUGAAGGUGUGGGUUAAGGUUAGGGAUUAAGACUAAGGUUUAAUGUUGAGAUUAAGAUUAAGGUCAGAUUUAAGGUUAAGGUCAGGGUUAAGAUUAGGGCCAACUGACCAGAAAAAAGGGAUAAAGGGAAAUAUGCAAGAAAGCUUGAUCUACACAUGAAAUAUGCAGGUGAAACAGGUGCGCUGUCAGCAGAUUUGUGCCGUUUUACAAGUUCUGAUUAGAUAUUUUCUGCUUCCAGUGUCGCUGUUUGCUGUGGAGGAGUACGAGGCCCUGCAGGAAAACCUGGAUCUGGAGAGGGACCUGAGGGCAGAGGCAGAGAAAUUUGCACGAGAGGUAAGCUCUCUCUAGGUACCCAUAAUAGGCUUAGCAGCUUUGGAUGGGGUAUUUCUGUCAGCUCGACAUGUCUCCUUCCCCCUGGGCACAGACGUCAAUUGAACGUCUAUUUCACGUUGGUUCAAUGUAAUUUAACUGAAAUUACGUGGAAACAAUGUUGAUUCAACCAUUGUGUUCAAAGUGGGUUAACUGUGAUUAAAAUGCUUGUUCCCAAUCCCAUUUUGCGGGUACCUGAUCAUGAACUUGUUUUCCUACUGACUCAUCGCUUAGACACUAAUAUGAUGCAUCAUGGCUGUUUCCCAACAAGUAAACAAUGGAAUCAAGCCAUUGCCCUAAUAUCAGUCAAGGUGGCUGUGUUCAUCUGUAAGGGGUUGAUUCCGAUCUAGGACAUUUAUGCCUUUCCUACGCACUUCUCAGUAGUUGGUAUUUAGACUUACCUUAUGCAGGUGCAUAACGGGCUUUGCAGGCCUGGUUCCCUUGCAUGCGCUGAAUACGUUUAAUUAAACCGCUAAAAACCCUCCCACUUGCUGCCCAACAGAUUUUCUCGUGGAGUUUUCAUUCAAUAGGGUUUUCAGUACAUUUAUCUUAAGACAUCUGUUUAAAUACGGGGUACCUUAGAUUAGAAUUUUGUCGACAGAAUACAUUGAGAGAACGGGUUCAGAAUAUAGGGAUCAAUUAAAGAAAUCCAUCUAAAUAUAUGCAUAUUCGUCUCCGUUUCAGCACCAACUGGUAGAUUUUAAAAUACUCUGAUUUUGUAGAUUAUUUUGGCUCAUUUUGGGUUUAGCAAAGUAUGUACAGUUGAAGUCGGAAGUUUACAUACACCUUAGCCAAAUACAUUUAAACUCAGUUUUUCACAAUUCCUGACAUUUAAUCCUGGUAAAAAAUUCCCUGUCUUAGGUCAGUUAGGAUCACCACUUUAUUUUAAGAAUGUGAAAUGUCAGAAUAAUAGUAGAGAGAAUGAUUUAUUUCAGCUUUUAUUUAUUUCAUCACAUUCCCAGUGGGUCAGAAGUUUACAUACAGUCAAUUAGUAUUUGGUAGCAUUGCCUUUAAAUUGUUUAACUUGGGUCAAACGUUUCGGGUAGCCUUCCACAAGCUUCCCACAAUACGUUGGGUGAAUUUUGGCCCAUUCCUCCUGACAAAGCUGGUGUAACUGAGUCAGGUUUGUAGGCCUCCUUGCUCGUAUACGCUUUUUCAGUUCUGCCCACAAAUGUUCUAUAGGAUUGAGGUCAGGGCUUUGUGAUGGCCACUCCAAUACCUUGACUUUGUUGUCCUUAAGCCAUUUAUCCACAUAAAUUUCCUUCCUCAUGAUGCCAUCUAUUUUGUGAAGUGCACCAGUCCCUCCUGCAGCAAAGCACCCCCACAGCAUGAUGCUGCCACCCCCGUGCUUCACGGUUUGGAUGGUGUUCUUCGGCUUGCAAGCAACCCCCUUUUUCCUCCAAACAUAACGAUGGUCAUUAUGGCCAAACAGUUCUAUUUCUGUCCCCAUGUGCAGUUGCAAACCGUAGUCUGGCUUUUUUAUGGCGGUUUUGGAGCAGUGGCUUCUUCCUUGCUGAGCGGCCUUUCAGGUUAUGUCGAUAUAGGACUCGUUUUACUGUGGAUAUAGAUACUUUUGUACCUGUUUCCUCCAGCAUCUUCACAAGGUCCUUUGCCGUUGUUCUGGGAUUGAUUUGCAUUUUUCGCACCAAAGUAUGUUCAUCUCUAGGAGACAGAACACGUCUCCUUCCUGAGCAGUAUGACGGCUGCGUGGUCCCAUGGUGUUUAUACUUGUGUACUGUUGUUUGUACAGAUGAACGUGGUACCUUCAGGCUUUUGGAAAUUGCUCCCAAGAAUGAACCAGACUUGUGGAGGUCUACACAUUUUUUUCUCAAAGUUAUACCCACAAUUAUUUCAGCAAAUUAUGAGGGCACACAAUUACAAUUCUGAAUAGCCUACUUCACUGUGGAAAAUGGGGCGCAAUACAUGUCAUGUGAUAUGAUGAUAUGAUUUUCAGUUUGCUUCCAAAUUACUGGUUUCAGAUUCAUCUCCAGGGAUCAUAAGGAAAUGUCAUCUAAAACAAUUGCUAUGUGUAUUUACAAUCCCUUCUCCAAACGGAUUACUCAUUUACCUAGAUCUUAUCAAUAGCUCUUAUUAAUUUAUAAAUUACUGUGAAUGGAGAAUGUUGUUAUUUUAUCAUAAAAAAGAAAGUAGAGGUUCGCGCGACCUUAUUCAUGGCUUCCUCGCACGUAAAGGUGGUGGAAUUAUGAAGACUUUUCUGUAGACACACCUCAGCCACACCUUCAUUUAUUCCAUCUCCACCCCGAACGAAUAACGGUUGAAUAGCAUGCUAUUCUCAUGCUUAAAUUCAAGGUCAGAAUACGCAUAGAGAGAAAAGUGCAUAAAAGGGAAUUAGGUUCCAUUUACGCGCGCCUAACUCGGGUCGGAAUCGGCCCCCAUAUGAAUUAUGAAUUUGGGCUGUAACAUUGGACACCAGUAUCCAAUGGUAUACCGUUUUUCUUAUGUUGAGAAAAUGUGAUGCCGCUGUGUUUAAGAUAUGGCAUGAAUAUCUUAGAAGUGCCACAUAAUUGUAUGACAUGUAUGUUCUAUAUGGUGUCCAGAUUAGUACUCUUCCCCCUUGCAAUCUAAUCAGUAUUCAGGAACACUCUAUUCAUUAUGUUUUAUCACCAGAGAUAAUUUUUAAGACCAUAUAUAGAUAAGUGAAUGACCACACUAGGCAUGCUGCAUAAUGAGACCUCUAUAUAUGGCCUCUCUGCAAACCCACAUUUUGAAUAGCCUCACUGGUUUCUAAACAUGCUCAGGUGCUUUUAUCGGCAUACUGAAAUAUUUGUUUAUUACACUAAAACUACAGGUAUGGUUAAUUUACUGCUACAACAGGCUGGAUUAUACUUAUUUUCCCUUGAGGUAUUACACAUUUCAAAUGCAGUAAUGUAUCAACACAGUUAACACUGCUGUUAGAUAUUGACAGCUUCUGUCCCUUGUGUAAAUCCUCCUCCCAUGCAGAUGCUGGUUGAGCAGAAGAAGCUGAACAGACAGAGUCAGAUUGUGCUAAAGAGCUCCUCACCCAGUGAGGCCCUGCAGGCAGCCCUCAGUGAUGUUACCAGGCUCACCCAGGUCCUGGAGACCCAGAGGCUGGAGCACCAACAACAGGUCACACACCAACAUUAACACCACAUACCAACACCACACCAACAACGGGUCACACACCAACAUUAACACCACAUUACCAACACCACACCAACAACGGGUCAGACACCAACAUUAACACCACAUCACCAACACCACACCAACAAUGGGUCACACACCAACAUUAACACCACAUUACCAACACCACACCAACAACGGGUCACACACCAACAUUAACACCACAUCACCAACACCACACCAACAACGGGUCACACACCAACAUUAACACCACAUCACCAACACCACACCAACAACGGGUCACACACCAACAUUAACACCACAUCACCAACACCACACCAACAACGGGUCACACACCAACAUUAACACCACAUCACCAACACCACACCAACAACAGGUCACACACCAACAUUAACACCACAUUACCAACACCACACCAACAACGGGUCACACACCAACAUUAAUACCACAUCACCAACACCACACCAACAACGGGUCACACACCAAUAUUAACACCACACCACAUCACCAACACCACACCAACAACGGGUCACACACCAACAUUAACACCACAUUACCAACACCACACCAACAACGGGUCACACACCAACAUUAACACCACAUCACCAACACCACACCAACAACGGGUCACACACCUACAUUAACACCACAUCACCAACACCACACCAACAACGGGUCACACACCAACAUUAACACCACAUCACAUCACCAACACCACACCAACAACGGGUCACACACCAACAUUAACACCACAUCACCAACACCACACCAACAACGGGUCACACACCAACAUUAACACCACAUUACCAACACCACACCAACAACGGGUCACACACCAACAUUAACACUACAUCACCAACACCACACCAACAACAGAUCACACACCAACAUUAACACCACAUCACCAACAACAGGUCACACACCAACAUUAACACCACACCAACAAUGCAAUGCUUCUUUAGUGUGAUGAAAAUUGUGUCUAGAAUCUAUUGUCAGCUGAGAUAUCUUUUCCCUCAUAGUCAAAUAUUUCUUUUUUAUAAUUACUAAAUAUCUAAUCUGAAAGAAAUCUACUCCAGUUUUGCACGUGGAACCAAUAUGAAUGUGUUUCUGAAAAAGACUGAAAGUCAGUUAGCUCGUCAAUUAAACUGUGAGAUCCCCUUUUGAAUGAUAAUGGUCACAGGGAGCACUUUAGGCAGCGACUUGCUGUGUCCAUACUGAUAAGGAGUAUCAGAGGCACCAUUCACUCUCAGCAGCAUUCGGAUGGAUGAAAACAAUUAGGAAAGAGUGGGAUCACUGAUCUCUCCUGGUAUAGGGUGGAGGUGAGCCAUACCCUCCAUUUAAAGAACAAUUAACACAUUAUUUGAGGAGUAGAGAAUUCUUUUGGGACUGGCACCUACCCAAAGCUACUUAUCAGCAAUUAUCACCACAGGAACUGUUUGUGGUGCAGGCUCUGAGCAGCUUACAUUUGUUCCAUUGUUUUGUGUCAGUGUGCAUGAGUGUGUGUGUGUGUGUGUUUUAAAGCAGUACCACUUAUCACUAUUUUUGCCUCAAAAUUUUUCUGUCUGUAGUGAAGAACAAUUGUUUGCCUUGUAAAACCACCAUAACAUACUCUUUAUUUCCUAAUAUUCACUUCAAAUUUAGUAAGAAUGACCCAGGUACACGGCAUAUCUUGUAGGGUUGUGAGUGAAUGUGUAAUGCUUGGCGGUAACAGAUGAAGGUGAUUGAGGAGCAGCUCAGGGGUUCAGAACUACAGAAAGAGGUGGUGGCGUUACAGCGCAAGCUAGAGCUCCUGGCGGAGGAGAGAAGGGAGCAUGAGGAGAGGUGUUCCAAGGCUAAGGUGGAGGCCAAGGAUCUCAAGUUUACUGGUGAGUGGCACAGCAGAAUUGGAGGACUGCACAGAGUAGCUGCAGGGAAUGAGGGGGCUUUGUCAAAAGGUUCAUGUUAUUCUCAUGGUUUGACAAUGGGAUUCCAACAUGUUUUCAACUGAAGCCAACUUUGGGUUUUAACUGUAGAGAAAUGCACAGAACGCCCUUCAUUUGUUAGCAAAAGCAAUGGACUCCAUAUCUUUUUUUUUAUUAGAGCACUUUAUAAUGCAUUUGUAGGUUAAUCAUCUCAACCCGCAGUUCUCUAAACAUUUUCUGAGCCAUUUCCAUGCAUUUCAAGUGUUUGUGAUGUUGAGCCUCUCCUAAAUGGAUGAUGAUAUAUAUCAGAACUUUCUUCAGUUGUUAACAAAAGCAAUGGACUAAAAACAGAGUUUCAUGGGGCACUUCAGAAUCCUUUUUUGGGUUAAUAUUCUCCUUCAUUUCCAUUCAGUUUGUAAUAUUAUGUAUUUUACACCUCUCUUAAUAAUUGGAUGCUGAUGCUACUCGUCCAUUUGUUCUAUUGACCAGUUGAGGAGCUGCAGAAGAAGCUCCAGGCGCUAUCUAACCCUCUUCCUGCUCCAGCCCCUCCACCUCCGCCACCCCCUCCUCCACCACCAGCCCCACUCACCAACCCUCUCAGGUGAGAUACGAUCAAAUGGGAAUCAUUUACAAUAUACAUUUUACAUUAACUAUAUCUGCUUGAAGUAUUCAUACCGGGGACCAGGCUUACUUCCUGGUCAGGUCACAUGGUUAGGACAAACUCCCUAUAGGGCCCUAUAUAUGGUCCAAGGUCAACUCACUCUUUUCUGUUUCUUUACAGUUCACUGCUAUUGAUGAUUCGCAAAAAGAAAGAUAUCAGUAGGGAUAUUCCAUUAGUGGUUCAAGACUCAGCAAAGGAGCCAGGUACAGUAAACAGAAAAAUACCUAAAAUCUAUAUUUUAAGACUUUGACAAAAUGCUCUUAUAACUUCUCUUUGGUAUGUCUUCGGUUGUAACGUUUAACUGCAAGCACUGUAUGACCUUAUGCUAUUUAUUUGAUUGUGCUGGCACUGAACAUUUGGACAGUAGUUCAAGGGUGUCAUCGUACAGCACUGUGAGAGACGGAAUCUAAAACAAAAAUCCAGAAAAUCACAUUGUAUGAGUUUUAAGUAAUUAAUUUGCAUUUUAUUGCAUGACAUAAGUAUUUGAUCACCUACCAACCAGUAAGAAUUCCGGCUCUCACAGACCUGUUAGUUUUUCUUUAAGAAGCCCUCCUGUUCUCCACUCAUUACCUGUAUUAACUGCACCUGUUUGAACUCGUUACCUGUAUAAAAGACACCUGUCCACACACUCAAUCAAACAGCCUCCAACCUCUCCACAAUGGCCAAGACCAGAGAGCUGUGUAAGGACAUCAGGGAUAAAAUUGUAGACCUGCACAAGGCUGGGAUGGGCUACAGGACAAUAGGCAAGCAGCUUGGUGAGAAGGCAACAACUGUUGGCGCAAUUAUUAGAAAAUGGAAGAAGUUCAAGAUGACGGUCAAUCACCCUCGGUCUGGGGCUCCAUGCAAGAUCUCACCUCGUGGGGCAUCAAUGAUCAUGAGGAAGGUGAGGGAUCAGCCCAGAACUACACGGCAGGACCUGGUCAAUGACCUGAAGAGAGCUGGGACCACAGUCUCAAAGAAAACCAUUAAUAACACACUACGCCGUCAUGGAUUAAAAUCCUGCAGCGCACGCAAGGUCCCCCUGCUCAAGCCAGCGCAUGUCCAGGCCCGUCUGAAGUUUGCCAAUAACCAUCUGGAUGAUCCAGAGGAGGAAUGGGAGAAGGUCAUGUGGUCUGAUAAGACAAAAAUAGAGCUUUUUGUUCUAAACUCCACUCGCUGUUGUUUGGAGGAAGAAGAAGGAUGAGUACAACCCCAAGAACACCAUCCCAACCGUGAAGCAUGGAGGUGGAAACAUCAUUCUUUGGGGAUGCUUUUCUGCAAAGGGGACAGGACGACUGCACCGUAUUGAGGGGAGGAUGGAUGGGGCAUGUAUCGCGAGAUCUUGGCCAACAACCUCCUUCCCUCAGUAAGAGCAUUGAAGAUGGGUCGUGGCUGGGUCUUCCAGCAUGACAACGACCCGAAACACACAGCCAGGGCAACUAAGGAGUGGCUCCGUAAGAAGCAUCUCAAGGUCCUGGAGUGACCUAGCCAGUCUCCAGACCUGAACCCAAUAGAAAAUCUUUGGAGGGAGCUGAAAGUCCGUAUUGCCCAGCGACAGCCCCGAAACCUGAAGGAUCUGGAGAAGGUCUGUAUGGAGUGGGCCAAAAUCCCUGCUGCAGUGUGUGCAAACCUGGUCAAGACCUACAGUAAACGUAUGAUCUCUGUAAUUGCAAACAAAGGUUUCUGUACCAAAUAUUAAGUUCUGCUUUUCUGAUGUAUCAAAUACUUAUGUCAUGCAAUAAAAUGCAAAUUAAUUACUUAAAAAUCAUACAAUGUGAUUUUCUGGAUUUUUGUUUUAGAUUCCGUCUCUCACAGUUGAAGUGUACCUAUGAUAAAAAAUUACAGACCUCUACAUGCUUUGUAAGUAGAAAAACUUGCAAAAUCGGCAGUGUAUCAAAUACUUGUUCUCCCCACUGUAUGUAGCUAAGAAGCACUGUCUGGAAGACUUGAAUCUGUGACCCAAUUCCUUCAGAGCCUGGCACUAUAGCAGAAGCUCUGAUCUUUGGGUUGCACUUUAUUUGGAUAGUGCCUACUAUGUUUUAACCUAACAUGGCUCUUAUUGAUACAGUACCUAGACGUCCACGUUCAGACUUUGGACAACCUGUCCAAUCCACAAUCUCAUCUGUUUCUCAGUUCAUCCACAUUGUAUACAAUACAUUUAAAACUGUAUACAAUACAUUUUUAUUUCACAAAUGUUCCCCUCCUCGAUGCAAUUUGUAGAAAUUCCUCGAGGGAAUUGAAUGGCAGCUCGACUUAAUUGAGGGCCAUUAUUGAACUUAAAAUUAAGGUUGCUCUCGAAGUAAUUUCUAUUUUCUAUUCUAUUCUAUUCCAGAAUCACUAUGGGUCAGUUGUGUCACUUUUGUAUGAGGAAUGUAGACAUUAAUAAUUGAGUAGUCGAAGGACACACGUCUGUGCUUUAUGAGCAUUUAUUGGGGAUCAUUGACGGGCCAUGUCAGUUAAAGGCCCAGUGCAGUCAAAAAAGUGAUUUUCAUGUGUUUUAAAUAUUUUUCCACACUAUGAGGUUGGAAUAAUACUGUGAAUUAGUGAAAAUUAUGAUAAUGUCUUUUUAGUGUAAGAACUGUUUGAAAAGCGCCUGACAUUUCAGCCUGAUUUGGUGGGAUGGAGUUUUUGUCCUGCCUGGCGACAUUACCAGGCGGUAUAAGUUAAUAGACCAAUAACAAAGACAGUUUUAAACCUCUCUGCCGAUAACAGCUAGUUUUCAAGUUACAUAUCCCUCCCAUUAGGCUCGUCCAAUUAGCCCCCUCACUUAAACCACGCCCAGAUAAUCCUAGCAAAAUCCUUGCUUUAGAAAUUGCUCUUUGCGAAGAAGCAUUUUUUUCUUCUUUUUGACCAUUUUAAUUGAAAACAGUCACAGUAAGGUACUUAAUUGUUACCCAGAAAUUAUUUGAUAUUGAGAUAAAAACAGCUGCAUUGGACCUUUAAAGUUCCAUUCUGCAUGGACAAAAACCAAACCUUGAAUAGUUGGAGUUGGUGGUACAUUUGUAUUUUCUGAACAUAAAAAGAUACUUGUUUUGUUACCAGUCAUUCAUUGUCUGUAUUUUUAUUUUAUUGGGCGCUCACUACUGUACCUGGUUGCCCCUAGAGGUUGAAGAGAUCGGUCAUCAAUUAUCUUUUUCAUUUGAAUAAGAACAUUUGAAUAAAAAAAUAUAUUUCUUUAAUACUUUGAAUAUUGCUUUGAAUACUUUGGAGUACAACAUUUUCAUAACAUUGUGAGUUAUGUGCCAGCUAACAAUGGCUUUGUUGUGUAAUCUUAAUUGAAGGUUACAAGGUGACUAGUGUUACCCAUUCAAUUGUUGGGAGUAUAGAGUGUGCAACUUUCUAAAAAAAUAUCUACAGGCUGUUAAAUGAAAUGUCUCCAUCUUUUGUCAGCUGCAAAUAACUUGUAUUUUCUUGUAGAAUUUGUAAAACUUUUCUUGUUGAACUUCUGAAUGAAAACAUAAUGGUUGUUGAAGGAGUUCCGAAGCCAUUUGUAAAGACCACUGUAUGAACUUUGGCCUGUAAUGUUUGCCAUCAAUACUCGCCUUUAUGGAACGUAUAGACUGCAAUAGAGGAGGAUGGAGGCAAUGCUUUUUAUUAAAUCUCCUACUGAAGUUGUACUGUAUUGUUAGUAUGGAUCAAAAUCCAGACAGUUGUUUUUGGCCUUCGAGAAAAAUAACCUGUGUGCUCUUUGUGUGUUGUCUUCUAGAGAUGGACAUCAGGCAACAGGCUGUGGAUGAGAUGAUGCAGAGAAUCAAAAGGGGGGUUCACCUCCGACCCGUGGGCCAGGCCCCUAACAAAACCAAGCCCGUCCAGGUACAUGCAGUAUAUACAGUGGGGGAAAAAAGUAUUUAGUCAGCCACCAAUUGUGCAAGUUCUCCCACUUAAAAAGAUGAGAGAGGCCUGUAAUUUUCAAUUUUUGAGUGAAAACCUCCUUCCAUCACCAAGGGCAUUGAAGAUGAAACGUGGCUGGGUCUUUCAGCAUGACAAUGAUCCCAAACACACUGCCCGGACAACGAAGGAGUGGCUUCGUAAGAAGCAUUUCAAGGUCCUGGAGUGGCCUAGCCAGUCUCCAGAUCUCAACCCCAUAGAAAAUCUUUGGAGGGAGUUGAAAGUCCGUGUUGCCCAGCGACAGCCCCAAAACAUCACUGCUCUAGAGGAGAUCUGCAUGGAGGAAUGGGCCAAAAUACCAGCAACAGUGUGUGAAAACCUUGUGAAGACUUACAGAAAACGUUUGACCUGUGUCAUUGCCAACAAAGGGUAUAUAACAAAGUAUUGAGAAACUUUUGUUAUUGACCAAAUACUUAUUUUCCACCAUAAUUUGCAAAUAAAUUCAUAAAAAAUCCUACAAUGUGAUUUUCUGGAAUUUCUUUUCUCAUUUUGUCUGUCAUAGUUGACGUGUACCUAUGAUGAAAAUUACAGGCCUCUCUCAUCUUUUUAAGUGGGAGAACUUGCACAAUUGGUGGCUGACUAAAUACUUUUUUUCCCCACUGUACCUCACAAAGGAUCACCAACAUUGUACCACUUCAGCACAGAGAAAAGCUGUGUUUCAACAUAAAUGUACUCUUUUUCCUUGUUACUCGUGAAAUGGCUUGAUGACCUGUGCAAUCAUGUUCAUGGACCUGUGUCUCUGUUUUUUAAAUGUAUAUUUUCCUAAGAAUAGUGUAUGUAGUUACUGAAGUGAGCUUGUUUUUGUACGCUGUAAGACAUCUAAGUCAUGUCAACAUGGAGCUCUGUACAGUAUGUUUACCUUAGAGAAAAGCUGUGUUUCAACAGAAACACAGUGAAAGGCUUUAUUACCUGUUGAAAUCAUGUUCAUGGGCCUGUAUGUUUCUAAGUAGCAUAGCGUCGCUGACGGAAGAAAACCUUGUAUCUCCAAAACUGAAACUUUUCAGGGAAUUGAAAAACUGCCGUAUUUUACCAAUAACUUCCAUACGACUAUGAAACUUCAGAAGCUAUUUUGAACACAUUGUCACAUUCUGACAGGGAUGACAGUGUACUGUAUGUGAUUACCGCAUAAGCUUGUUUUUGUAAGUUAUUAUGAGAUCUCUAAGACAUGUCAACAUGUAGCACUUAGCACUCUGCCCACAGUUCUCUCAAAAUUGGAGACCAUUAGGACCUAUGCUUUACCCAAAUUAUUUUAUAAUGUGUAAAUUGUCAGUUUGCAUGCGAAAUUAAAUAAUUAUACUGUAUGUGGACAUGUUCUUUUUUUUUUUUUUUACCCUUAUUCUGGUCUGUGGUAUGAAGAGUGGUCUAGUGAUUCACAACAAUGCUAAGAGGUUAUGUAGGCUGAAACAGUGAUUGGGAUAAAUGUGUCAAAUAUGUGCUGCUUAUUUACCAAACCCAUCUUUCUAUCUGUUCUCAUCCUCUUGCCAGCGAGAAAGGGUACCCUCCAAUUCUGCCAUUCAGGAACUUAAAGGAAUUCUGGUAAUGGAACCUUUUAAUAAUAGCAGUAGUCCUUUUUGAGGUACUUUUCUUUUCCAAAAUGUUGUUAUUUGUUGUUUGUGAUAAAAUCAUGAUUUGUUAGACACUACAGUAUACAAACAAUAUUUUAUAAUACAUAGCUACAUUAAGUUGUUAGAGGUUAUUCUCAAGACCAUACCAGAAUCUGUUUCCCUUUAUGUUCCAACUGUGCAGGACACUUUCAAAAGGCCCUCCCCCCACCUUAAAGUUGGAUCUCCAUCAACAAACACUGAGUCUGAGCUGGAGAGAGUUCUACAGAGACGGCGGAGCGCGUUCCAGACCUCACAGGAAAGUUGUGAGUUUUGUCUCCUUUAAAUAUAUACAACUAAAGAAUGACAAGCCCGUACUUACUCUGGAGGGGGUUUCAGUGGUCGUAAAGAUGACAAACGAUAUUGUAUCACUUUUUGUCAAUUUAGACAAAGGCAGUCUUAUGUCCUGCUAAUAGUUUCAAUACGAAUAGCUAAAGGAUGGGCUCAUGGAGACAGUCUUGUGGAACAAGGAAUGGGUAAGAUUCCAUCCGUAGUAGAGUAUAAUAACCAAACGUUUCUCUAUCUGUUUUUGCUUUAUUGUUAAUAUUAAAUUAAACAAGUGAAAUUACAUUUAGGAAAAUAUGUAUAUGAGGCAUUUUCAAAUGUAUUUCCAAUAAUUCAUGCAAGAAUAAGGUUAUUGGCUUACUCCCUUCACCUUCGUUAAUUAAAUAAAUAUAAAUCAUUUGCAAACAAUUGUUCUAAUUACUUAGUGAAACAACAUAUUGCAAAACUCAAAAUAUGACAUAUCUUCCACACAGCCCUCCCAUGUUUUGUAGUAUGGACACCACUUUCUGCUUUACUGAGGAGGUGGUUUCUGGCUGCUGGUAGUGGAUUUUGUUAAAUGUUCAAUUAUUUUACACUCCUCUGCAAUGAAUUAAACAUAAAAGAAGUUGUGCCGUGUUGCAAACAUACCUACAGAGUAAUAUCAGUUCUCUGUCACUGCAGAUCCUAACAUCAGACAAAUAGGUAAACAUACUGUAGGCCUACAAUAGCAAUUUCCAACUGUUGACUAGAAAUACUGUGGAUCUAUAUGUAAUUAUUAUUUUUUUUUUUGUCAUUUAGCAGACGCUCUUAUCCAGAGUGUCUUACAGGAGCAAUUAGGGUUAAGUGCCUUGCUCAAGGGCACAUCGACAGAUUUUUCACCUAGUCGGCUCGGGGAUUAGAACCAGCGACCUCUCGGUUACUGGCACAACGCUCUUAACCACUAAGCUACCUGCCGCCUCAUAUGUGAUUGUGUUUGUGUCUGUCUCUGUGAAGGUUCGCCAUCCUCGCCUCGUCCCUUCCCCAGCAGUGUUCUGGAUGUCACCAGGGUGAGAGGGGACCAGCCCCAGACCAAGCAGAGCUCCCAGGAAUCUCAGGACUCUGUCCCGCUCUAGGCCCACUCAGUGGACCUGAGUUCUGGCCACUAGCACCCCAGGGCCCUGGGUAAGUAUGCCUCACAGCUGGAAUCACUGCAUGAUUUACAGUGAAGUUUAAGUCCCAAGACCCAACUGGUCGAAAAUGAGAAACCUACUUAUUUCUGUAGGAUAAAGCAUCAUAAAGAAUCAGUCUGGCCCUGGUUGUUUCUGAUGAUUACAGGAAUAAUUAGAGCAGCUCUGAGACCAAGUGCACCGUGGCUUCAUGUUGUAUUAAGCUGUGAUGUUUUCACACUGCUGCCUGUUUUGUUUUGGGGAGGGAGUGCACUACAGUAUGAAGGAUUACCAUGGAGCAAUUGAUUUAGGUGAAAUGAAAUACUUUGUUCCCACAACCGGAGGCUUUGUUAACAUUUAUUUAAUGGUGAAGGUGAAGCCCACAUUUUUGACACAGUCUUUGUUUGCACUGAGAGGAUCCGUCAGCCGGCUUUUGUAGCCUUGAACAUUUGCCAAAGCAAGUAUGUCUUUAAAUUGGUCUGUCUAGACCAGUAUUAACCUUGUAGCCUCCCAGUGAGCAAUUACAGGGCACUGUGGCAGAUUUUGUUUCCACUACUCCCCUCGCUUGAUACUCUCCCAGUCUUUCAUGGCCCAAGAUUAUUUUUUGUGCAGGCUUUAUUUGAAGGCAUUUUUGUAAAGAUUUUUUAUAGCACAAUCUAUUUCAAGACUAAAGAAUUUCAAGCAUGUAAAUGUACAUAGAGCAUCGUAGCUGGUAGUACUGGAGCUUUAGAUGUUAGUCAAAUGCUUGGCAUGUCAACUAGAGGUUAAGCUGUUCUGCUAGGUGUUUGUUACGGAACAAUUGGAUUGGGAUCAACUUGCUCUCAGAACGCCACAAUGACCAUCACGCUUAGUUGACCAUGAGGAUGGGCUUUUUUCCCUCACCUGCACAAAUUCGUUGGACUAUUUCUGAAGUGAGGGGGAAAUGUGAGAGCCAGAAACAGGAGUGUGACGUCCUGUAGCCAUUGUGUGGGGCACUAAUUGAGGAUUUGGGUCUCAUUUGCCACUAAGGCACAAUUUCCACUUGGAGCACAGUUGAGAGAAAGGGUCAAAUCCCCCAAGAUUAUGGAGGAAAUUCAAUUUGAGUGACUUUUCUUUCUGUCAUCUUGUUUACAUGUAUACUACUUACCCCCAAAAGCCUGUGUGAGUAUAAAGUGUUCUGUAUUAGAUUAUAUAUAUAUAUAUCUUCCAGGCGCAUCAAGGGGUUCAGACUUCAUCUUAAGACCGGGGGCGGCAAGUAGUUUAGUGGUUAAGAGCUUUGUGCCAGUAACCGAAAGGUCGCUGGUUCUAAUCCCCGAGCCGACUAGGUGAAAAAUCUGUCGAUGUGCCCUUGAGCAAGGCACUUAACCCUAAUUGCUCCUGUAAGUUGCUCUGGAUAAGAGCGUCUACUAAAAUGUAAAAAUGUAAGACCUAUUGGCUCUGCACAUUCAUUCAUCAGCUGACCGCUCCAAAAUACAGACAGGGCUACAACAUUGUUGGAAGAGGAAGUCACUGUAAUUUUAUUUAACAGUAGAAUUCCCCUCAACAAUGGCCUUGCAGACAAAGGGAGCAGUAGACAAGGGGACUUUGCUUGCACCAAGGAAUCGGAAAUGACUAAUUGUGCAGACUGACAUGUUUUUGUUAUGGCCCUCCAUUUUCUCAUGUUGAAGGAAGAUGAGGUUAACAAAGACUUAACUCAGAUAACAUCCAAGGAGAUGAGAGUGUCAUUGAGCAGCAGACCUUGCUUGAGUAAGCCGCUCUACGUGCUGGACAGACAGACAGACAGACAGACAGACAGACAGACAGACAGACAGACAGACAGACAGACAGACAGACAGACAGACAGACAGACAGACAGACAGACAGACAGACAGACAGACAGACAGACAGACAGAGAUAGAGAGAGAGAGAGAGAGAGAGAGAGAGAGAGAGAGAGAACACCUUAGUAAUAAUUGAUGUUAUAGCAGAAAAUGGUGCCACAGGCUGGAAUUCAAACACAGAUAAACAACCUUCGCACUGCGAUCCUGAUUCAUAAAUGUCAAAUAUUGCCUUGAUUCCAACUGUGUUAACUGUCAAAAUGCCAAUACAACUGGUGUACAACCUCCUGAUUAUAUACAGCUGUGGAAAAAAUUAAGAGACCACUGCAAAUGUUUCUUAAAUCAGCAUCUCUACAUGUAUGACAGCCAUUCCAUUCCAGUGUCUGUUGAAUUCCAACACAGGCACACCUCAUUCUACUGAAUUAGGUACUGAUUAGGUGAUCACAUGAACCAAAUCUUAUUUAACGAGGAAAAGUAUAAAAACCACUGCUGUGGUCAUCACUAUCCUCUUGCAAUAGGACCAGCUGGAUGGCAAAAACAGUGCUAAUAGUACCUCAAAAGUAAUAUUAAUCAAAAAAUAACUAUUGACCAUGCCAAAAGAGUUGAAAAGGAAAGUUUUGAGUGAGGAAAAGAAGGGGUCAAUUCUGGCUUUACUGGCAGAGGGAUACAGUGAGCGUCAGGUUGCUUCCAUCCUUAAAAUUCCAAAGACGGCGGUUCAUAAGAACAAGGUCAAGCAGCACACAUUGGGGACAACAAAGCUACAGACCGGCAGAGGGCGAAAACGACUCUCUACUGACCGGGAUGACCGCCAACUCAUUCGAAUGUCACUCAUCAACCGUAGGAUGACAUCAAGUGACCUACAAAAAGAAUGGCAAACGGCAGCUGGAGUGAAGUGCAUGGCAAGGAUGGUUUGAAACAGGCUCCUAGGGGCAGGGCUGAAGUCUUGCAAAGCUAGAAAAAAGCCCUUCAUCAAUGAGAAGCAAAGAAGAGCCAGGCUGAGGUUUGCAAAAGACCAUAAGGAUUGGACCAUAGAGGACUGGAGUAAGGUCAUCUUCUCUGAUGAGUCCAAUUUUCAGCUUUGCCCAACACCUGGUCGUCUAAUGGUUAGACGGAGACCUGGAGAGGCCUACAAGCCACAAUGUCUCGCACCCACUGUGAAAUUUGGUGGAGGAUCGGUGAUGAUCUGGGGGUGCUUCAGCAAGGCUGGAAUCGGCCAGAUUUGUCUUUGUGAAGGACGCAUGAAUCAAGCCACGUACAAGGUUGUCCUGGAAGAAAACUUGCUUCCUUUUGCUCUGACAUUGUUCCCCAACUCUGAGGAUUGGUUUUUCCAGCUGGACAAUGCGCCAUGCCACACAGCCAGGUCAAUCAAGGUGUGGAUGGAGGACCACCAGAUCAAGACCCUGUCAUGGCCAGCCCAAUCUCCAGACCUGAACCCCAUUGAAAACUUCUGGAAUGUGAUCAAGAGGAAGAUGGAUGGUCACAAGCCAUCAAACAAAGCUGAGCUGCUUGAAUUUUUGCGCCAGGAGUGGCAUAAAGUCACCCAACAUCAAUGUGAAAGACUGGUGGAGAGCAUGCCAAGACGCAUGAAAGCUGUGAUUGAAAAUCAGGGUUAUUCCACCAAAUAUUGAUUUCUGAACUCUUCCUAAGUUAAAACAUUACUAUUGUGUUGUUUAAAAAUGAACAUAAACUUUUUUUCUUUGCAUUAUUCGAGGUCUGACAACACUGCAUCUUUUUUGUUAUUUUGACCAGUUGUCAUUUUCUGCAAAUAAAUGCUCUAAAUGACAAUUUUUUUUUUUUGAAUUUGUUGUCAGUAGAUUAUAGAAUGAAACAAAAAAUGUUAUUUUUAUCCAAACACAUACCUAUAAAUAGUAAAACCAGAGAAACUGAUAAUUUUGCAUUGGUCUCUUAAUUUUUUCCGCAGCUGUAUAUGGCGCAGUGGUCUAAGGCACUGCAUCGCAGUGCUAGCUGUGCCACUAGAGAUCCUGGUUCGAAUCCAGGCUCUGUUGUAGCCGGCCGCGACCGGGAGACCCAUGGGGCAGCGCACAAGUCGUCCAGGGUAGGAGAGGGAAUGGCCGGCAGGGAUGUAGCUCAGUUGUUAGAGCAUGGCGUUUGCAACGCCAGGGUUGUGGGUUCGAUUCCCACGGGGGGCCAGUAUGAAAAAUAAAAAAAUAAUGUAUGCACUCACUAACUGUAAAUUGCUCUGGAUAAGAUCGUCUGCUAAAUUACUAAAAUGUAAAUGUAUAUACCGGUACAUCAUUUCAUUCAAACAGAAAAUUAAGCAUGUUUCAAGGGAGAAAACAUUUUCAUUGAUUUGAUGGCAGUUACUGCGGUUCCACCAAGUGCAGUGCGAUGGCAGUAAUCUGCGUUUGUUUGAAUCCUGGCUCCCCUCAACCUCUUUGAAAUGAUUGCACUUGAAAAGUAUGUCAAUGUAGGUCUUCAGUAUUUCAUACUGCACCUGAUUCUAGAAGUCACAGACAGUAUCACCGACUACGGCCAGCUGAUGCUUGCUCUCCUUGGAGCUGUUGUUUUCAGUCCAUGGACAGCUCAACAGCUCAGCGUUGAAACAGAGUCCAUGACCUGGUCAAUGACUUUCCCUGCUUCCUCUUUAGCGAUCUGCCGUCUGACAUUGAUUGACAAGCAGUAAACAUUCUGCCGAUCAGGGCGACAAUGUAAUUACCCAGAGGCAUGCUGUAUCCCUUUUUAUUUUGGUGAGAGCCAUCUUUACCGCUCUCUAUUUCUGUUGCCAUCAGCCAAUACAAUGGAACGUUUUGUUGUUUUUUUCCCCCGAGAGGGAUUGGCAAUUAGGAAGCCUCUUUUUAGUGUGUCUGGGAAACACUUAAUUUAGCCUAUUUUGUUAGUAAUUCCGUUUAUUUUCCAAACAGAGUAAUUGCCUGGUGGGGAACCAUGGCUGCUCAGGGCCAAAUCACAGGGCGGCUUUCUUUCUGCCCGCUAUGUCUGGCUAUCCACAUUCAUUGAUUAGAGGAUUUCUGUAGAUCCUGUGCACUCCCUAGCUCUCUCUUUCUUUCUCUCCUUCCUUGGCUUGUUUGGAUAUUCAGUAGAUGGCUAGAUGAACACAGAAUAUUCUCAUAUCUUUAUCAACAAUUUGUAUUACAUACCAUAGUAGAUGAGGCAAUGCCGAGCUAAGCACUUUAAAACCAAGUGAAAUGCAGGCUAUUAAGAUGCUUACAAUCUUUAGUAAGUUGAUAUUCCAAUUGAAAUGCAAUUUUACUCAUGUUAAAAUGUUGUAAGUACGCAGGUAUGCUUGAUAAUAGGAGUAAUUGUGCUUUGUGCCAUGUUCAGCUUUUACUCAGAUAGAAUUAUAUGUAUGUAAGUUACGAUAAAGAUAAGCCAAGUUAAAUGAAAUGAUUCAUUGAAGUAUGGAAAAAAUAUCCUUAAAUCAUAAAUCAAGUCAAUUGAUAGGUUAAAUACAGUAAUUAAUGGAUAAUCAUGUCGCUAAAUCAACGUUGUAUUUUGAGUUGAAAAGAGCAUGAAUGAAGGAGAACUCCUUUGACAGGCCCAUUGAUGCAGGCCGUAAGUGCUCCAACACAGCUGUGUGGUGUCUCUCCCUGUCUGUUGGUGCACAAAGCACCUCUGAACCGUCUACUUCCCGCUGGAACAACUGCCCCCUCUGUUACACUGAUGCAGGGCAUGCCGCAACUGUUUAGACCGGUGGUUUUGUCUUUAAAAAGGGCUACAUAAUCAUUUCCUCUAGGAACUGUGUUGUGGGGUAGGAUGAGGAUAUGACAAAUUAUGAAGGGGCCCUUUCUCAGUGUGUUGGCUUUACUUGGUGGUCAGCAUUAAGUUGCUGUAUGCUUUAGCAUUCUUUUACGUCUGCUCUUUCAGAUCCAUCUGUCAUCCUGUCAACAUUGCUUAAAACAAUAACUUAUAUCAGCACUAACAUGUUGCAUAAAGAUAUUGAGUAAUAGUGAGUGCCACUAAUUGAGUAAUAGUGAGUGCCACUAAUUGAGUAAUAGUGAGUGCCACUAAUUUCACAAAUGUUUCUGUCAGUAUCAAACUAUUCCAGUACUUCGGUGGAUUUUUAAAUAAGGUCGAUUUUAAAAUUGUAGGCCCACCUGCUUUACACUCAAACACUAGUUAAGACGGAUGAGUGUAGAAAUCCAUGGUCUUGCUCAGUGUUUCAUCUAUGUGCCUUUUCAUCUAUUUCCCUUUAGAUGACAGACCUGCACCUGUCAAUGCUGCAGUCAGCUCUCUGGUGAAGGAAAGAAGACCUCAGAGUACAAAGCCCGUCUGGUGUCCCAAUUGCACUACACAGGGUUGGGGAGUAAUGAACUACAUGUGGUUCAACUAGUAAUUUAAUUACAUUUUGCAGUAGCUUGGUGGU